Guillardia theta CCMP2712 is the source of this 1716-nucleotide messenger RNA. RefSeq lists its product as hypothetical. The transcript is spliced from 5 exons. Lineage: Eukaryota; Cryptophyceae; Pyrenomonadales; Geminigeraceae. Gene Ontology annotation, biological process: regulation of DNA-templated transcription. Gene Ontology annotation, molecular function: zinc ion binding; DNA-binding transcription factor activity, RNA polymerase II-specific. Bases 1 to 1716 code for a protein of 571 amino acids. The record is from RefSeq and is a predicted model, not a curated record.
AUGAAGAGAAGGAGCGAUGAACCCUUCGAUCCAGAGUACUGGAACAAGCCCGGCAACCUCUACAAGAUGAGGAGAUGGCUCUCGUCGAGCCGUCAUCCUACCAAGAAGGCGUGUGAUGCUUGUAGGAGCGCUAAGGCCAAGUGCCAGGACUCGCGGCCGUGUAAGAGGUGCAUUGCGAAAGGAAUCUUCUGCUCUGGGCAGGAUACGGCCAUUGAGCCGGAAGAGCAGGUCGAGAGCUCUCAGAUCGCAAUGAAGGAUGGGGUGAUGCUCAUCUACAAUGACGUUGCGUUCAGGGAUACCGACGUCGGCAAGCUACCUCAGAGGAUCCUGCGGCUCGUGUGGGAGUGGAGCUUCGUUGCCAACGACCUUGAAGCUAUCUUCAAUGCCAUGCCGAGCUCCCUCCAGACCUCCAUCGCAAACGCUGUGUCUGCCGUGGAGACCAUGGCAUCGAUGAACCACGUGAUGGACGUCCCUUCAGGUCACCAGCUAAUGAACGACACUUGUGCAAACGCCAUGUUCUCGACUGACACGAGCGGGUGGGACUCGACGAACCUGGGCUAUCAGUGCUUCACCUGGGACCCCAUCCUGCAAAAGCGGACUAGCGUAAACUGCAACGCGGUCAUGGCCGAUUUCUUUGGGUUGAGCCGGGAGGAAUGGCUCGCGAAGAUGGCGGGGAAUGACGGGAGGAUUCCAACAACAGACUUGCGAUACCUGUGCAUGAUCCUGGAAGACCUGCUGUGCAUGAGCAACCCGACAGUAGUCCACUACCUGCGGUUCUCCAAGAACCUGUUCAAGCAGGGCCACAAGGAGGGCGUUCUGGUGCGCUCGACGACGAAGAAGCUCUACGACUCAGCUGGCAGAGUCUGCAAAGUCGCCAUGUCCUUCGCCCCCAUCAGCGCGGAGGAGUACGACCGCGCUCUCCUCCAGGCCCCCGACUUGUGCGAGCCCAUGAUGAAGGCGCUGGACGAUGAGCCCAAGAGCGGGAUCCAACUGAUCGAGGACGGCACCCUCGCUCAGAAGGAGAGCAUCCACACGCUGUGCAGGACCCCCAACGGCAAGAAGAAGCUCGACAAACUCGCUUCCAUCAUUGACAGCCGCUUCGCUCACCUCGUCAGCCUGGCCAACGGGCUGCGUGCCAAUCAGUCCAACUUUGCCCAUCACCAGAACCCCCCGUUUUCAGCUCCGGAGGACCUGCAUCCUCCGAUGAACUCAACAAGCACAACCAACUUCUACAGCCACGAGAGCCCGAUUGGAGCCAUGUCAAGGUCUCAGCCGAUGCUCCAUCACGCCAGCGAGGCUCAGCUGCAGUUUGAGAGUGAGGCAGCGAGCUAUGCUCAUCCUCACCUCGACUUCGCCUCCUCCUCCUCUUACAUGCACUCGGCACCAUCCUCCUCAUGCGAGAUACAACCUUCUGCUCCCUUCUUCAACAUGGCCAACAUAGCAGCAUCCUUCGCAGGAGACGGCAGCCUCCCUGCCUUCUCCGGGGGGUUUGUGCAGCAGGCAGGAGGGGCUUCGCUUCCAAAUCCUGUCGGUCUGCCAACUCACAGUGUGAACAACCUGCUGGUGGGGGGGAUGAUGAAUCCUUUUCCCAACGUGAACUCCUUGCCCGGCAUGCCAGAUGUGUUCAAUAACCAGGUUACUGUGAAGCAUCAGGAACAAGGUCCUGGAUACAUGUGGUUGUCGGGCACGGGGAUGGGAAUGGGGUCGGGGAUGUAG